Messenger RNA from Acomys russatus (golden spiny mouse), 3034 nucleotides. It is a transcript of the gene Ppfibp1, whose product is annotated as PPFIA binding protein 1. Gene Ontology annotation, cellular component: presynaptic active zone. The transcript has 26 exons. Gene Ontology annotation, biological process: neuromuscular junction development. The coding region runs from base 25 to 2967 and encodes 980 amino acids. Gene Ontology annotation, molecular function: protein binding. The record is from RefSeq and is a predicted model, not a curated record. Lineage: Eukaryota; Metazoa; Chordata; Mammalia; Rodentia; Muridae.
AGCUGGAAUUUGACAAACAGGAAGAUGAUGAGUGAUGCAAGUGACAUGUUGGCAGCGGCGCUGGAGCAGAUGGACGGGAUCAUCGCAGGUUCUAAAGCCCUGGAGUAUUCCAAUGGGAUUUUUGAUUGCCAGUCGCCCACCUCCCCGUUCAUGGGAAGCUUGCGAGCUUUGCACCUGGUGGAAGACCUGCGUGGACUGCUGGAGAUGAUGGAAACGGAUGAGAAGGAAGGACUGAGGUGCCAGAUCCCAGACUCCACCGCAGAGAUGCUUGUCGAGUGGCUUCAAAGUCAAAUGACCAAUGGGCACCUACCCGGCAAUGGAGACGCGUAUCAAGAAAGGCUGGCUCGCCUAGAAAACGACAAGGAGUCCCUCGUUCUCCAGGUGAGUGUGCUGACAGACCAGGUGGAGGCUCAGGGAGAGAAGAUUCGGGACUUGGAGUUUUGUCUGGAAGAGCACAGAGAGAAGCUGAAUGCCACUGAGGACAUGCUGCAGCAGGAGCUUCUGAGUCGGACCUCCUUAGAAACACAGAAGCUGGAGCUAAUGGCUGAGGUCUCCAACUUGAAGUUAAAACUGACGGCUGUGGAGAAGGACAGACUGGAUUAUGAAGACAGGUUCAGGGACACAGAGGGGCUAAUACAAGAGAUCACUGAUUUGAGGUUAAAAGUCAGUGAAAUGGACAGUGAAAGACUUCAGUAUGAAAAAAAGCUUAAGUCAACUAAAGAUGAAUUGGCGUCUUUAAAGGAGCAGCUAGAAGAGAAGGAGUGUGAAGUGAAGAGGCUGCAGGAGAGGCUGCUGUGCAGGACGAAAGGAGAAGGGGCCGAAGUCCUCGAGCAAGAUGAAAAUAUUAAAAAGAAGCUCAAAGAGAAAAACAUUGAAGUCCAGAAAAUGAAAAAGGCAGUGGAGUCCCUGAUGGCAGCAAAUGAAGAAAAGGACCGCAAGAUAGAAGACCUCCGGCAAUGCCUGAGCAGGUACAGGAAAAUGCAGGACCCGGCAGUUCUGGCCCAAGGCCAGGACAGCGACUGUGAGGCUCUGUUCCACUCCAGCUCCAUCUCCACCUUGUUGGAUGUGCAGGGCUUUAGUGACCUGGACAGAAGUACUUCUUCCACGCCAGGGGUGGGGUCUCCCAGCAGGGACCCCCUCAGCACGGGUGCGCCAGAAGAGUUUCACACUAGCAUCUUUCAAGCCCCUUCACUAGUGCCACCGUCUGUGAGUCUGGAAACUUCUGAAAUAUCCAAGUUGCCUACCGAUAAGCCUGAGACCUCAUUUGAAGAGAAUGAUGGAAAAGCAGUCCUGGAUGCUGCCGCUGAAGUCUCGCUGUGUGAUGGUGUUUCAACUUCAAGUCUGCAAAAAUCCAGCAGCCUGGGACAUCUGAAGAAAGAGACAUCAGAUGGCAUGGAUAAAGCUCCAACCGACAGUCGCACAUUUGGGACCCUGCCUCCCAAGGUCCCAGGACACGACGCCUCUAUAGAUGACAACCCCUUUGGCACUCGAAAAGCCAGGUCCUCCUUUGGCCGGGGCUUUUUUAAAAUCAAAAGCAACAAGAGGACAGCAAGUGCGCCCAAUCUCGCUGAGACAGAGAAGGAAACAGCCGAGCACCUAGGUUUGGCUGGGACAUCUCAGCCAAAAGGUUCCCAGGGGACCAGUGCAUUCCCGAUGUCUCCACCAUCCCCAGACUCCAGAAAGAAGUCCCGAGGCAUCAUGAGACUCUUUGGGAAACUUAGGAGAAGUCAGUCAACUACGUUCAACCCAGAUGACAUGUCUGAGCCUGAAUUCAAAAGAGGAGGAACAAGAGCCACUGCAGGCCCCAGGCUCGGUUGGUCUCGCGACUUAGGACAGUCCAACAGUGACCUGGAUAUGCCAUUUGCCAAGUGGACCAAGGAACAGGUGUGCAGCUGGUUAGCAGAGCAAGGCCUGGGCUCCUACCUGAGUUCUGGCAAGCACUGGAUUAUAUCUGGCCAGACGCUUUUGCAGGCUUCCCAGCAAGAUCUAGAAAAGGAGCUUGGCAUCAAGCAGCCAUUGCAUCGCAAGAAGCUCCAGCUGGCCCUGCAAGCCCUGGGAUCGGAAGAGGAAACCAACUAUGGGAAGCUGGACUUCAACUGGGUCACGAGGUGGCUGGAUGACAUCGGCCUCCCUCAGUACAAGACCCAGUUUGACGAAGGGCGGGUGGACGGUCGCAUGCUGCACUACAUGACUGUGGAUGACCUGCUGACCCUGAAGGUUGUGAGUGUGCUGCACCACCUCAGCAUCAAAAGGGCCAUCCAAGUCCUGAGGAUCAACGGCUUUGAGCCAAACUGCCUGCGGAGGCGGCCAUCUGACGAGAACUUCAUCACCCCCUCUGAGGUUCAGCAGUGGACCAACCAUCGUGUGAUGGAGUGGCUUCGCUCUGUGGACUUGGCAGAAUAUGCUCCCAAUCUCAGAGGCAGCGGUGUCCAUGGAGGGCUCAUGGUUCUUGAGCCUCGCUUUAAUGUGGAGACGAUGGCUCAGUUGCUGAACAUUCCACCAAACAAGACCUUGCUGCGCAGACAUCUGGCCACCCAUUUCAACCUUCUGAUCGGUGCUGAGGCCCAGCACCAGAAGCGAGACGCCAUGGAGUCCCCGGAUUACGUGCUGCUGACAGCUACUGCCAAAGUGAAGCCGAAGAAACUGACCUUUAGCAACUUUGGGAAUCUGAGGAAGAAGAAACGUGAAGACGGAGAGGAGUAUGUCUGUCCGAUGGAGCUGGGCCAGGUGUCGGGGCGCGGCUCCCAGAAGGGCUUGAGACCUGGCCUGGACAUGGGCCUGUAUGAAGAGGACGAUUUGGAUCGGUUAGAGCAGAUGGAAGACUCGGAAGGGACGGUGAGGCAGAUAGGUGCAUUCUCCGAAGGCAUCAACAAUCUCACGCACAUGUUGAAGGAAGAUGACAUGUUUAAAGACUUGGCCGCUCGCUCCCCCAGUGCCAGCAUCACAGAUGAAGACUCCAACGUUUGACCAGAGGCCCUGGACAAAUGCCAGGAGCACAGAUGCCGCUUUUUCAGAUAGUGUGCACAACAGUUGA